UCCAUUUAACAGAAGCGCACGUACUCCCUCAAUUUUUGAGACUCGGAGCUUUGUGGAAGGAGAAGACGCCAUGGAAAGGCUUCUGCAACCACCGUCUUCCUCCACGAUUUCGUCUCCCAAAUUCCCAUCGAGGGCUUCUCCUUUCCUCCCUCGUCUCCGCUCGUCGACCCUCGGCUUCCUCUCCUCGCGCCGAGUCAGCUCAGUUUCCUGCAGCAGCUUCUGGAACCAAUCGGCUUGUACGCCUAAGAGAUGUAAUCUAGCUAUCAAUUCCUUGAAUGGGCCUCCUUCUUCUCGGGAAUCGAAACCUAAUCCUGGAUCUCUCCAGCGGAUCGUGGGGGCAGUUUCUGAGAAACGAAAGACAUUAUCUACUGGAACGGUGAUACUAAUCUCUGCAGUAGCUGCGCUUCUGCUAAACCCUCUUCUUGCACCACCUGCUUUCGCCAGCUUCCAAACAGCAGCUAAAACCGGAUGGCUAGCAAGCGCCUGGACUGGCUUCCUCGCCGGUUGUUUGCAUACUCUCUCAGGACCAGAUCACCUCGCUGCUCUAGCUCCGCUUUCGAUCGGACGCACGAAAAUGGAGAGCGCUGCAGUUGGAGCUCUCUGGGGAUGCGGGCACGACGCUGGCCAAGUCAUCUUCGGCCUACUCUUUCUCCUGCUUAAAGACCGCCUCCACAUCGAGGUGCUGCAGACUUGGGGUACAAGAAUCGUGGGGCUGACGCUCGUCAUCAUCGGCGCCAUGGGGAUCAAAGAAGCUUCGGAGGCUCCAGAGCCUUGCGUGGCGUUGGAAACCGACAUGAGCGGGAUUGUGCCGACGGAGAAAGAAGCUUUAUCCCCGCCGCUGCCUAAAAAGAAGAAGAUAGGGUUUGCUACGUUUGCGACUGGAGUGGUUCACGGGCUGCAGCCUGAUGCGUUGAUGAUUGUGUUGCCUGCGUUGGCUCUGCCGUCUCGGAUAGCAGGGUCUGCGUUUCUGAUAAUGUUUCUGGUCGGGACGGUUGUGGCGAUGGGGAGCUACACGGCGUUUAUAGGGUCUUGUAGUGAGGCGUUGAAAGAGAAGGUGCCGAGGAUCACGGAGAAGCUGACUUGGGUUUCGUCUCUGGUUGCUAUUGGUCUUGGAUUGGGGAUUGUCAUCAGCCCUUUCUUUGGUUUUAGCCUCUACUGAGAAAGUUUUUUUUUGGUUUAUUCAUUUUAGUAGUUGCUUGUAUGAACACAAUCUCAUAAUCUUUGGUUUUGAACUCUCUUCGGAGAAGACUAUUUCGUGAUUAUUUUUCUUUUCUUUUAAGACAAGUUUGGUUUUUUUGGUUUGAAUUAUCAAACAAGUGGAUUUAAGUGUAACCUUUUUUUUUU
Molecule: messenger RNA, 1344 nt
Organism: Brassica oleracea var. oleracea
Lineage: Eukaryota; Viridiplantae; Streptophyta; Magnoliopsida; Brassicales; Brassicaceae
Exons: 2
Coding region: 71-1159 (362 amino acids)
Source: RefSeq, a predicted model, not a curated record